AAUAAAUAAAUAAAACGAAACUGAAACGCAAGUGCAAUUCCACGGAGGCAGCGCAAGCAAGCAGCCAAGAAGGCAGGCAGGCAGGGUGGUGGGUUGAAAAGGCAGGCGCCGAAUCCCACGCGGCCGCUGCCGCGCAGCGCAAGCGCCGCCACCGAACGCGCCCCCCCGCCUCCUCGCGCCGAGGCGACGCGACGCGACGCCCGCGCCGCUCUCGCCGCCGCCGAUCCAGCCCCCCUGCCCGCCUAUAUCUGCUCGGCUGAUUUCGCGCGCGAUCCCGCUCGGCGCUCGGAGAAUCAUCAUCAUCCGAGGCUUGUUUUGGGCGGUUGCCGCGGCGGAGUCGGAGGGCUUGGAUGGGCGGGCAGGGCGCGGGCGGGGGCGGCGGGCGGAGGUGGACGCAGCGGCCCUGCCGUACGGGAGGGGGCGGGGUCGUCAGGCGGACGGUGGCGGCGCUGGCGAAGGAGCAAGGGGCCACGGCCGCGGCCGCAGUCCCGCGGCGUGCGGAAGGAACAGGACUUUCGCUUGUGGGCAAACAACGAUGUAUCCGUGGAGUAUCAAAUUUCAGAAGCAACACUGGAUCCACAACCGAAAAUGAUUAUAUUUGUUCAGACUCUAGGGUAUUCAAUUACAGAAAUUCUAGUGGCACUUCUACAAGAUGUUCUGCCGGUGAACAACUGAAAAAUGGAAUGGGAAGUUGUCAUUCACAGCCUUCUGUGUUGGCAGAAUUAAUGCAUCUUGAUACAGCAAAGGCAGAAACUUCCUUUUCGAGUUCAAGACGGAGCAAAUUCUCUUACAAUUGGAAAUCGCUUCAUGGAAGUAGUACUACCUCAAGUUAUGGAUCACCCUGUCAUCCUAUGUUCAACCUCAGCAAACACAGUACUAAUCCGAAGCCACCUCCACCAUUAAAGAACUCCGCACGGAUGAGUAAUUUCAGUUAUCAAUUGGUUAGAAGUGCUGAAAGUCCAAAGAAUGCAAAAUAUUCCCUAUCAGAGAAAAUGUCACACUUACUAAAACCACCUAAUAGUAGCAGUCAUCAGAAUGGAAACUUCACUGUUGGUGCUUUAAAGAGGCGUCAUAAUAUUGCACAUUUUGGAGGAGCAAUCAACAAGCUUUUGAAAAAUGAGGUUCAUAAGAAGGCCACCCCAUCAGAGGGAAGACAUUGGCAGACUUUAUUGGAUAACUCAUUAAUCCGACAGAAUAAAUUGUACUGUUCAGAGCCACGCAAUGAAGAAUCAACUGAACAAUCAUGGAGCUCUACAGACAGUGAGUCUGAGAAGGCUGUGUGCUUUUCCUCCAGUGGCAGCAUUGCUGAUUUGCAUGCAUCGGUUUCAACUGACACCAGUGACUCAAGUGACCACUCUAUGUCAUCUUCGUGCCUAUCAGUAAAUGAUCGAUGGAAGAUGACUUUUAAGAAGGUACACUGUGCCCUUGCUGCAAAUUUAGACUCUAUGUAUGUCACUAACCACAAGGAGCUAGAGCAGCCAAGUCCAGUAUCUGUUCUUGAAAUUCCAGAUGAGGAUUUCUCUGUCACUAAAAGCAUCAAGCUAGAUCUCCAUCCAGAAAGUGAACUUGUUAGAUGUCCAUCUGUUGAGAGUACAGCUGAGGUAGGAGAAAUUGGAAUCAGUGAUUAUGCUUUGGGGGUGGAUGGACUAGAUGCUAGUCUGAACGGUGAAGCAAUACAGCUUGUUGAAGAUAUCUUUGAAGAAUUUGGAGAUGAAGAGGAAAGAGAAUUUUCUUACGUGCUGGAUAUACUGAUUGUUUCUGGCAUUCAUGGCACCGCGGAGGAUCAGCUGUACAAGGUAUGCCAAUCUCUUGAUUGUCCCGCAGGCUAUGAUGUGUUUGAGAAGCUUGAAAAGAAGUACAUGAAAGUUGCUGAAUGGUCAAGAUCAGACAGGAAGCUUAUCUUUGAUAUGGUUAACACCAUAUUAUCAGAAAUUCUUGCACCAUGUUUGGACAUGCACCCGUGGGUGAAAUCUGCUAGAAAAAUGGCACCAGUAUGGGGUUCAGAGGGUCUCCUGGAGAAGAUUUUGCAGAUGUUGGUUCAGAGACGGGAAGAACUUGGGCUAAGUAAGACUAAGCCUGAGAAGAAAGCGUUAGAUCGGAAGUGGCCAGAUUUAUCGGAUUGCAUUGACAGGGUAGGGAGGGAUGUGGAGAACAUGAUAAAAGAUGAUCUUUUGGAAGAGAUGCUUUUGGAUCUGUUCAGUUAGGCUGUUGGCUGCUUUCAGAGUUUCAGGUUUCCAUGGCACAAUACACUUGCUUCCCCCUUAUUUAGUUUUUGAUUUUUCUUAGGUACUUCUCAGCUUGUAAUGUUUCUUCGUUGGUUCAUAAGGUCAAAAGUUUUUUUUUUUUUUGGUUUGUUGAAGCAGUGGUUGACGAGUUUUUUAGUUGAGUCGCCGUGCUUGAGGUAUAGAGCAAGUUGUAAAUUUUGUUAGUUUAGAUCAGGUCCGUAGAUUAAAUUCUUUUAGAACGAGAAAGGGCAUCCCAUAGGUUGUAAGUCUUUGGCGGAAUGUAUAAGGAGUAUAGUGGCUCUCUAUUUGUUGGAUUUUCUCAGUUGAAGGCAUUUAAGUCUGUAAAUCGGGGAAAUAGUACCCUGCCAACAUUUGUAUUGUUCAUUGGAGAAUAAAUGAAGUGUGUACUUCUGAGUUUUGGUUGAGAGAAA
Molecule: messenger RNA, 2656 nt
Organism: Oryza sativa Japonica Group (Japanese rice)
Lineage: Eukaryota; Viridiplantae; Streptophyta; Magnoliopsida; Poales; Poaceae
Source: RefSeq, a predicted model, not a curated record